Molecule: messenger RNA, 647 nt
Organism: Rotaria socialis
Lineage: Eukaryota; Metazoa; Rotifera; Eurotatoria; Philodinida; Philodinidae
Source: the annotation of a GenBank genome assembly
AUGGUUUCUAAACCACUUCAACGUGAUCAACUCGAAUUUCUUCUGAAAAACAAUGACAAGCCGAUCAAAUUGAAAAAAUUUGAUCAAACCGAUCGUGGUUCAUCCUUGUUCCCUGCCUUUAACGAAAUUCUUGUCAACGGUGUUGUUCAAAUUUUUGUUCUAUGUGAUAAAUGUCGUUCAAUUAUCACUUAUAAAUCUACACCUGGUGCAUCAUCAUCAAAUACAACACAAUCAACUAUCACAGCGUAUUAUCGAAAUAGUAAAUCGGUCUUACCAGGAAAACUUAAAAAACAAAUAACUAGUGCUUAUCUUGAUUUUAUUUCAUUGGAUAGUCGACCAUUUGAGAUUGCAUCUGGUGUUGACUUUCAACAAUUUAUUCAAAUGAUUUAUAAUGCAGGAAGAUUAUUAUUGAAUAGUCGAUCAAUUGAAAUAUCUGAUUUUUACCACAUCCUACGACAGUGAGUACACUUUUAUGACUUUAAAAUCACAUAAUGCUCAUUAUUAUCAUCGUAGGUAAGUCGUAAAUAGACCCCGUCGGGUCCAAUAACUUUUCAAUUCGGACCCGGAAAAAGAAAUACGUGUGGUUUCAUCAUUUUUAAAGAUAUUGCACUGUUCCAACAUGUAUCUUGUAGAGAAAUGAUUCCUCU